UUAAGGUUAGCAGUGUGGUUAAGGUUAGGGUUAAGGUUAGCAGUGUGGUUAGGGUUAAUGUUAGGGUUAUCACACCUGUUCAUUGCUAUAUCUUUAGCUCUUCUUUUACCAUGGCAGAUUCCUAACCAUAAUCUUCCCCCUCCCCAGGUGUCCAAAGCGGCAGCGGACCUGAUGGCGUAUUGCGACGCCCACAUACGUGAGGACCCCCUCAUCGUGCCCGUGCCCGCCUCGGAGAACCCCUUCCGGGAGAAGAAGUUAUUCUGCACUAUCCUCUGAUGCCCAGUAGGGGGCAGACCAGCCUUAGGCCGGGCCCUGGUUCAGGCGUGGAAUAAUGCCUGGCGUCUCCUCUUCUGUCUUCACCGUACCUGAAGCUAACAACACGCUGUGAACGUAACCAGGAAGUGACUGCCCUUUCAGCCUUGUAGUUUUUCAACUUUUAGAUUUUUUUUUCUUUUUCUAAUGGUCUUCAAGUGCAAAAAAAACAUAUGAAAAUGUUCUUCAUUAAAAAAAAUCUUCAUGAAAAGGCAUCUGAUAGAAGUAAAUUCAUCCACAAAUAUAAUUAGACAUAUCACAAAUGUUAUGAUAUAAUCUUGAAGCCCAUUGAAAAGGUGGGGACAGUAAAGUGGAAGAGAUCAUCCCUUUCACAGUGAACUAACUUUACUACCGCUGGCAUAACACCUUACUGGCUACUGUUGAAUUGAAGUUGCCAGGUACACACUGUUGUCGUUGGUCAGCUCUGUCCCUAGAGGCUGAAGGGUUGGGUGGGUUAGAUACCUUUUUAAUCUGGCAACCCAGUGAGCUUGUUUGAGUGUAAAAGUCCCACUCCAGUUAUUUGAGAACUUUUCCCUUUGGAAAAAUGAUAUUCCAAGUAAUAAAUACAUUAAAGUACAACAACCAAAAUGUUUAAAAGGAAAAUGUAUUUUUAUUUUUUAUUUUAUUUUUUACACACAAUUGCGAAAUUCAAGUAGAUGGUCUAAUGCUCCACUCUGUGAUCAGCCUGCCCCCCUUUGCUUGAGGAAACAAUAGAGCAGUAAUUGAGGACAAAAGAGAGAGGCCCCCCUACUGUCAUGAGGAUACCUGAAGCACCUUUUGAGAUGUACCCUUUGUUAAGUAAAUCAUGUGAUAAAUGAGGUUCUAGGGAGGCUGGAGUGGGUCUUUAACGUCUCCUGUAUCUUUGAUAGGUUGGUUAUUAGUGUUUUGGUUUGCAAAAUUCUGGUAGCUUUCCUCAAAAUGUGCAAGUUUUUCCAGAAAUCCUGGUUGGAAGAUUCCUGGAAUUACGAGGGGCAAUACGCAGGAAAUCAGUAAUCCUCCGACAAUGAUUUCUAGAAAACCAGCGAAUUUGGGGAAAGUUCCCAGAAUUUUGCAACCUUAUUGUUGCUUAUUUGUUGAUUGUUAGAGAACAGCCUUGAUUAGUGCUUUAUGAUGAGAUUUUUUUAUUAUCAAAUGUUUUCUUUUCUUUUAUUAUGCUAGAUGAUUUUAUUUACAUGCCUCAGGAAACAAACAAACGGUGGUAUUUUUUUAUUUGAUAUAGUCGUUCAUCUUAAAUGUUCUUCGAGUGUAUACCCAUGAUGUGUAUAAAGCAUGUUAGUUCCCACUCUCCAUUUCUCCAUACCAACAUAGCGCCCCCCCGCCCCCCGCCUACCAAUCUAACUACCGUUUACUGUAGUAUUAAACAUCCUGCCAUUUGACAGGUUGAUUAAAGUAAGACGGGUUUAUAACCUUUGCCAUAUUAUUAUCUUUCUCUCAACACUCAAUACACUGUUCAAUUUUUACAAUAUACACUUUUCUGAAUACAUACUCAAAACUCUCAACAAUCGUGUGCUUUGACAUUUAGGAAGAGUGUGGAUGUUGUGAAUGUGUCUACGAGAACAGAAGUGCAUAUUUAUUCUGUUUUCGGGCUACAGGAACCCUGUGCUCGAGUCCCAUCUGUUGAUAUAGUGUACCACAUAUCCCUUUCAUAUACAGACAAAUCCCCCUAUUUUAAACAUGCCAGCUUUUUUAUACCAGCUCUUUUGUAUAUCUGAAAGGGGUAGUGGGUAAAAAACAAGGAGAAAUAAAACCCACCUAAAGACCUAGUUGUGAUUCCUGCAUUUUCACAGACCCCGUAACCAACAUGCAGGUAUCAGGUCUCUGUGAAUGCUUCUCUGCUUUUUUGGCAGGUAAAUUCAUAAACACUUCCAUUGUUUAACACCUCCCUAACUUGAAAUGCAAACAGCCCCCAUGGUUUAACCACACUCCCCACCCCUCCGAAUUUGCCAGCUACCCACUGAUAUGUAUUAAAGGGGUAUACCUGCAGGAAAGUGGUCAAUAAGGGGCUGUUUGAAAGGGGCUCAUAUAAACAUGACCUUUUCUUUGUUUUACAGGUAAUAUACCACGUCUUCUGUCUGAAAUGGGUAAAAUAGUUGUAUCUCUAUAGAGUGCACUAUGGACAGCUGUCAACUCUGGGCCAACACAUCUCGUACACACCUGAGCCCCUGUUCACUAUGUAUGGUUAGACUCAGGUGUAACAUCCAACGAGCAGUGAUUCUAACCAGACAACUAAAAAUUAAGACACAUUUUAAAGGCAUUAUACAGUUAUUAUACUACAUACAUAUUUAAUCUCACCCUUAAUCCUCAUCAUGUAGGAUCUUACUACUGGUGUCCCCCAGGGCUCUGUACUAGGUCCUCUAAUAUCUCACUACUGGUGUCCCCCAGGGCUCUGUACUAGGUCCUCUAAUAUCUCACUACUGGU
Messenger RNA from Salvelinus namaycush (lake trout), 2731 nucleotides. Its product is annotated as guanine nucleotide-binding protein G(I)/G(S)/G(O) subunit gamma-2. Lineage: Eukaryota; Metazoa; Chordata; Actinopteri; Salmoniformes; Salmonidae. Gene Ontology annotation, cellular component: heterotrimeric G-protein complex. The record is from RefSeq and is a predicted model, not a curated record. Gene Ontology annotation, molecular function: G-protein beta-subunit binding. The transcript has a single exon. The coding region runs from base 58 to 276 and encodes 72 amino acids. Gene Ontology annotation, biological process: G protein-coupled receptor signaling pathway.